Molecule: messenger RNA, 3818 nt
Organism: Telopea speciosissima
Lineage: Eukaryota; Viridiplantae; Streptophyta; Magnoliopsida; Proteales; Proteaceae
Product: probable serine/threonine protein kinase IRE4
Exons: 17
Coding region: 167-3637 (1156 amino acids)
Biological process (GO): peptidyl-serine phosphorylation; intracellular signal transduction
Molecular function (GO): ATP binding; protein serine/threonine kinase activity
Source: RefSeq, a predicted model, not a curated record
CCAGGGUUCUAACCUUUUCCCUUUAGAUUGUCGCUUGAGCUAGCCUGAGUUUCAAUUCGAUUCAAUUCACUGGAGGAAGCCCGUUUCUGUUGCUGGAACAACAUGUGAAACAGAUAAUUGGGGAUUGUAGUUGUAUCGUGAAAUUUGGCACAAGAAAUCUGUUUUAAUGUCGGGCGCCAAUAAUAAGGACGAUGAUUCGUCCAUUGAGAUGGGUAUUCCGUCCGGACUAAAUCGUAUUAAGACUCGACGAGUAUCUUCUUCGAAGGAUGGGUUGAGUUCCUCCGAAGUUGACGAUUUGCCUUCGGUCAUCAAUUCCCAAACAGUGAUUCGUGAGAGAUCCUCUAGCGGAGUUCCUAAGCCUCUGGAAAAGAAGAUAACGGUAGAGGAAAAGCAUGGGAAGACCGAUGGAGGUCAAAAAGGACAUCGUAAAGGGAGUAAGAUUGCUCGAUGGUUCAGUUCAUAUCUCACUAAGGAUUCUAACCAAGCAUUUAAUGAUAUUUCUUCAAAUACUGAGAUCGGAAAUUCAGCUGCUAAGUCACUUGAUAAGGAAGUUUUUGUUGGAACGAAAUAUAGUGCAGCUCAGAAAUAUUUAAUUGGAAAGCAAUCAUCAAAGUACAGCAUAUCCACAAGAAAAUUACCAAAAGGUAUAAGCUUUUCCCAUGAAUUGGGACCAAAAGGUGGUAUUCGACAUGCUCAGCUGCGAGCUCACAGCUAUAAUGAUUUGAAGGAGCUUUUGGGAUCUUUGCAUUCAAGGUUUGAUACUGCAAAAGAAGUGGUGAAUGUAGAGCUGGCUAAUUUUGCCGGGGAUCUUGUGGAUAUUCUAGAGAGGAAGGGCUCCUCAUCUCCAAAAGGACAUAAAGUAAUGGAGGACCUCCUAAUUUUUGCCAGGAAAUGUGUGGAGAUGACCUCAUGCGAGUUCCGUGCAAAGUGUGAGGGGAUCGUGCAGGAUCUAGCAGAGAAAAGGUGGAACCAUGAAGCAGGAUUACUGAAGCAGCUCUUUACACGUAUGCUUUUCAUUUUGACUCGCUGCACGAGGCUAUUGCAGUUUCAGAAAGAUAGUGAGCCAAUCAAUGAGGAUUCUCUUCAUAAACUUAAGAAAUGUUUAGAAAGUAUUCCUGCUGUUGAAAUGCGCUGGUUGCCCAAACCAGGCAGUGCAGAUUAUGGUUCAGGUAGUGCUUUGAAACAGAAGGACAGUAACAAACAUCAAUUGCAGGGAGGGGAUAAGGUAUAUGAUAAGGUAUAUACUGUCCCUGUGAUGUCCUGUUCUGGAUCUGAAGAACUAUCGGAUGACAGUGACACCACUUCCAAAAAGAACUCUGAUGCUUUAGUAAAAAAGUCAUUUUCUCAAAAUUCACAGAUUGAUGAUUUCCAUUCAAGUGAAAGUAGAAUCUUGGAAUCUGAUCCAUGCAACUCUGCUUCUCGUAAAAGGAAGGUUUUCUCCUCAUACCAGGAUGUGGCCAUUCAACAGUGCCAUAAAUCUGAUGAUAUUUUACCUGGAAAGUUUAUUCAUAAGUCCUGUUCCAGUUCACUUAAUGAACAAGAGCAGUCUUUUGAUGAAUCUGAUUCAGUUAUCUGUCGGAUCUGUGAGGAAACUGUUCCAACUUCUCAUUUGGAAUCACAUUCCUAUAUAUGUGCAUAUGCAGAUAAGUGUGAUUUAAAAUGUUUGGAUAUAGAUGAACGCCUCUCAAAGCUCGCAGAGAUAUUGGAACAAAUUGUAGAUUCUUGUGGUGUGAAUUUUCAUGAACCCUAUAACAGUCCUGAUAUUUCAAGAGUACAGACAACAAGCUCCUUGGUUGGAUCAGAAGGGAAUUCUCCCAAAAUAAUUGAGUGGCACAACAAAGGAGUGGAAGGAAUGUUUGAAGAUCUCCAUGAGAUGGACACAGCUUGUUUAGAUGAUUCUCAUCUUUCUACUUCCGGUAAUUUGAAGGGUCAAUUUGGUCUAAAGUUUGGCUCUGGUGCACUGGCGUCUAAUGGAAGUGUCACAUCAUUAUCCUCCACAAAUACCCCAAGGGCAAGCCAUUUUGAUUUGUUCUGGUUAGAACACAACAAUCCCUCUGAGCCAGAGGAUGUACGGCAGUUGACUGACCUUGCAGACAUAGCCCGCUGUGUGGCAAGCACACAUCUUGCAAAAGAAGCAGCUUCUGAGUAUUUGCUUGCAUAUAUGAAUGAUUUACAGUAUAUUUUACAGCAAAGCAGGGUGAAAGCUCUUGUAAUUGACACGUUUGGGAGCCGAAUAGAGAAUCUUAUUAGGGAAAAAUAUAUACUAGCUUGUGAGCUAAUGAAUGGAAAAAGUAUCAGGAGUGAAAACAAGGAUAAAGAAGGUGUUGAAUUCACUGUGGAUAGUGCAUCACAGAGUAGUGCACUGUCAUCUCCUUCACAUUCCUCUCACAGUACAAGCAUCGAUGACUUUGAAAUUAUGAAACCAAUCAGCCGUGGUGCCUUUGGGAAAGUCUUUCUUGCACGAAAACGAACAACAGGAGAUCUAUUUGCCAUAAAGGUACUCAAGAAAUUAGAUAUGUUACGGAAAAAUGACAUUGAGAGAAUAUUAGCAGAACGUAACAUAUUAAUUACAGUUCGAAACCCGUUCGUGGUCCGGUUUUUCUAUUCAUUCACCUGCAGAGACAACCUUUAUCUGGUUAUGGAGUACCUCAAUGGAGGUGAUCUGUACUCCUUGCAAAGAAAUGUUGGCUGCUUGGAGGAAGAUGUAGCUCGUAUCUAUAUUGCUGAACUGGUUCUUGCUCUAGAGUAUCUCCAUUCUCUGGGAAUCGUGCAUCGUGAUUUGAAGCCAGACAACAUAUUGAUUGCACAUGAUGGGCACAUCAAGCUUACAGAUUUUGGACUAUCAAAGAUUGGCCUUAUGAAUCGCACAGUUGAUUUGUCUGGAUCUGGGAUAAAUGAGACUACCUUUUUCAAUGGCCAUGACCUGCAUACUUCUUUUGAACAUGCUCAACAACCAGAGGAAAGUCGGGAUUCAGCUGUUGGCACACCUGAUUACUUGGCACCUGAAAUUCUUCUUGGAACUGAGCAUGGUUAUGCUGCAGACUGGUGGUCAGUGGGAAUUAUCCUAUUCGAGCUUAUAACAGGAAUUCCACCUUUCAAUGCUGAGCGUCCUGAGAUAAUUUUUGAGAGCAUCCUAAACGGGAAAAUCCCUUGGCCUUCUGUUACGAGCGACAUGUCAUUUGAGGCCCAAGACUUGAUUAAUAGGCUUCUUACUCAGAACCCGGAUCUGCGACUAGGAGCAAACGGAGCAUCGGGGGUAAAAGUGCAUCCAUUCUUCAAGGGAAUUAAUUGGGACACCCUUGCCUUGCAAAAGGCUGUCUUUGUACCAAACCCUGGGGGUGCAGAUGAUACAAGCUAUUUUAUGUCAAGGUUUUCACAAACUUCUAAUGGGAUACAUGAAGACCAAAACUGCAGUGAUUAUGCCUCUAACAGAACUGAUUCUCACUCAGAUACUGGAGUUGAGACAGAUGAAUGUGGUGACCUGGCUGAGUUUAACAAUUCCCCUCUAAACGUCGCAUUGAAUAAUUUCUCUUUCAAGAAUUUGUCACAGUUAGCAUCAAUUAAUCAUGACGUGCUCUUACAAAGUGGAAAAGGCACGUCAAAGUGCUCAUCCCCUGCAAGGGGUCCAAAUUCAUAGCAAAUUGCUUAUUGUAAUGCAGAGUUCGUUCUUUAAAUCUCCUUUUAGCCGUUACUGUAUUUACAAAAGAAGCAUUAAACAAGAAAGAGGGAAAUUACAAGUGGGAUAAAAACAUGGUUUUUCCUUUACAUCUCCAUUAAUGUAUCAGAAAACAUGUAUAUUCUUCAUGAUCUGGUCUUGC